CCGUGAAGAAUUUUGUAAAUUAAUAGGAACGUUGGAGUUUUGUUUAUGUCCAGUGCGGAUGGGUCGUUGUCGCUAGUUGUUUGUGUGUGGGCUACGUGCGGGUUAAAGUAUAUACCGCAAUAACAUGUUUAAUGCUGCAAAACUUCAACAAUUGCUUCACAGCAGACGCAGACGUGAAAAAAAUACUAAGCUUAUCGUUGGCAUGACAAUAUUUUGCGUCUUAGAUUCAUGUAUGGGUGUGCUCGGUAAAAUUCAAAAUUAAAUUGUGAUUUUUACAGGUCUACUGGCAAUUCGUAAUUACAGCAGUUACGUGAACUGAUGUGACUCCGAUAGUGAUUAAUCGUAUCAGUCUAAUUAACGUGUGUGUUUGUAUUGCUAUAUGUGCGGUUUUUUCAAGUCUCUGUUGAUUAUCAACAGUACCUGGGAACAAGAAACCGACUCCAAGAACUUGAUGCCCGAGAAUUCUGAUUGUCGGCCCAUGUAGUAUUGCCAUGAAGGAAGAACCUCUGAACUAUUUCUCGCCAGUCGACGAGGGGCCCGAAUGCUUCACAGCUGCAAAAGAACACAACAAGUGUGCUGCUAAAUUUCCAGUCUCGGAAGUGACAGAAACUCAGAUGUUUGAGUUUGUGGCUGUCAAACAGGAAUGGGUCGAAGAUGAUGUGAAGGAUGACGACUGGAAUGAAGCUCAGGGGCCUGAGAAUGCAGCUGUAGAGGAAGAUGGGAUUCACGCCAAAACACGGCCAUCUGAGUGGCGCAUAUUGGAGGAACCUGAAUCGGCAGAUACAGCAGUGGGCAAUGCAAGGUUUAUCCCACAAGGCCAGGAUGGUUGCACUACUGGAAAAUGUGCCACCAUAUGCACCACAACUGACGAAAUACCGUUUAGUGACAGUAAUCGCAGUGGCAGCUGGAAAGAAUGUGACAGAAAUGAAAGGAAUACACACCUACUCUCAGGACAGGUAGUGGAUUCGGAGAGGCAUAAUACCCAUAAAGACAGCUAUUCUACUACAAGUACUGUGUUAAGUGACGGGUUCUGCAAGGACACCUCUGACGCAAAUUCGAACUGCUGCCAGGUAAACGACAGUUGCGAGAGGCUCUCCCCCUCGACGAACGACAGUGUCGCCGGGCAGCCGUCGCUUUCGCCCGACGAACGGGACGUCUUCACGUGCGACGUCUGCCGGGAAGUGUUUGUCGACAAGAGGAUCUUGAGGACCCACGUGCAACAGCACCUGCUGAAAUGCGGCAUCUGCCACAAGACCUGCCGCGAUGCCAGCGGCCUCGAGGUGCACUACCGGACGCACACGGGCGAGCGGCCCUACUGCUGUGACACCUGCGGCCAGACGUUCUCGCGCAGCGAUCAGCUGAGGCUGCACUCGCUGCAGCACACGGGUGAGCGUCCCUACCGCUGCGAUAUCUGCGGUAAAACGUUCUUGCGCAGCGAUAACCUCAGGCAGCACUCGCUGCGGCACACGGGUGAGCAGCCCUACCGCUGCGAUAUCUGCGGCAAGGCGUUCUCGCGCAGCAAUAAUCUGAGGCAGCACUCGCUGCAGCACACGGGUGAGCGGCCUCACGAGUGCGGCGUCUGCCACAAGCGGUUCACCAACGGCAGCAACCUGGCACAGCACUCGCGCAUCCACACGGGUGAGCGGCCGUACCGCUGCGACACCUGCGGAAAGUCAUUUACGCGAAGUAGAAGUGUGAAAGUACACCACCGCCCGCACACGGGUGAGUGGCUGUACGCGUGCAACGCGUGUGGCAAGGCGUUCGUCAGUGGCGAGACCUCGCAAAAACCUGGGCGCGUCCCAAUGCGAGAGGAGUCCUGAAACUGCACCGUCUUCGAGAAGCACUUUGCACGGAGGACGAGUCUGAAUCGUCAUUUGUGCCUCCGUACUAUCAGAAAUACCACCAGAGAUUCCAGAAUGAGAUUUUCACUCUGCAGCGGAGUGUGCGCUGAUAUGAAACUUCCUGGCAGAUUAAAACUGUGUGCCAGGCCGAGACUCGAACUCGGGACCUUUGCCUUUU
Messenger RNA from Schistocerca americana (American grasshopper), 2019 nucleotides. RefSeq names its product zinc finger protein 62-like. Gene Ontology annotation, biological process: regulation of transcription by RNA polymerase II. Gene Ontology annotation, molecular function: RNA polymerase II cis-regulatory region sequence-specific DNA binding; DNA-binding transcription factor activity. The coding region runs from base 492 to 1820 and encodes 442 amino acids. The record is from RefSeq and is a predicted model, not a curated record. The transcript has 6 exons. Lineage: Eukaryota; Metazoa; Arthropoda; Insecta; Orthoptera; Acrididae.